AUGGCACCCCGCGCAACAAAACGAAAAGCUAGCGCUGCUCCUGCAGCUACCGCAAACGGGGACAAGAAGGCCAGGACGACGACGGCAUACGAUCGUGAGCUUCGGGAACCACACCACGCAGCUGAUGUCACCGAAAAGCACGGAAUCGUCCUCCGAGAUUACUACCCGCCAGAGAUGAGCAACACCAGAGCGCGCGCCUAUGCUGAAGAGGCGCUCCAUCGUCCAAUGGAGAACUUGGUGAAAGCCCAGCGGGAGACGGCGGAGGCGAUGAAGAAUGCCGCCAACGGCGAAGCUGUUGCUCACUGGUUUAAGAGUGACUUGCGCUGCGCUGACAACACCUCGCUUGCUCUGGCGGCUCAAAAGGCAAAGGAAAUGAGUGUUCCGCUGCUCUGCUUCUACCUGCUCAGUCCCCAGGAUCUCGAGGCUCAUCUCAGGGCGCCAGUGCGAGUUGACUUCAUUCUUCGCACCCUGCAAGUACUAAAAGAUGACCUGGCCAAACUGGACAUUCCUCUAUACAUCGAGACGGUGGAAGAGCGCGCCAAGAUACCUGCUCGCGUGCUCGAGCUGCUCGAUUCUUGGGGCUGCAACCACCUAUGCACGAACCUGGAGUAUGAAGUCGAUGAGCUGCGUCGCGAGACCAAGCUCCUACACCUUUUCGCCGAAAAGAACAAGUCGUUCGAGGCCAUCCACGAUACGUGUGUGGUUCCCCCGGGCCAGCUUCGUAGCGGCUCGGGCAACCAGUACGCCGUGUACACGCCCUGGUAUCGCUCCUGGAUGGCUCACAUUCACUCGAAUCUUGAAUUGCUGGAGCUACACGAUGCUCCGCCCAACAAUCCUGCAUCCGCACGAAACAGGUUCCAGAAACUGUUCGACUCCAAGAUUCCAGCGGCACCCAAGGGCAAGGAACUGUCAGCAGAAGAGAAAACCCGGUUCAACUCCCUGUGGCCGUGCGGCGAGCAUGAGGCCAAGGCCCGCCUGGACAAGUUCUGCGAGGAGCGCAUUGGCGAAUAUAGCGAUCAGAGGAACUUGCCGAGUCAAGACGGCACGUCGAGCCUCUCUGUGCACUUGGCCAGCGGCACGAUCAGUGCUCGAACCUGCGUGCGUACCGCAAGAGACAGGAACAAGUCAAAGAAGCUGGACGGCGGCCUCGAAGGCAUCAAAGUUUGGAUCAGCGAAGUGGCAUGGAGAGACUUUUACCGUCACGUACUGGUUCGAUGGCCACAUGUUUGCAUGAACAAGCCAUACAAGCCUGAUUAUGCAGACAUUGAAUGGUCCUACGACCAAGAUCACUUCAAAGCAUGGUGCGAAGGCAAGACCGGGUUCCCCAUCAUCGACGCUGCGAUGCGCCAACUCAGUCACACGGGCUACAUGCACAACCGACCGCGCAUGAUAGUGGCGUCAUUCCUCGCCAAGGACCUCCUCAUUGACUGGCGCAUGGGCGAGAAGCACUUCAUGGAGCACCUGGUCGACGGCGACUUUGCGAGCAACAACGGCGGCUGGGGCUUCAGCGCCAGCGUCGGUGUCGAUCCGCAGCCGUACUUUCGCAUCUUCAACCCGCUCCGGCAGAGCGAGCGCUUCGACCCCGACGGCGAGUACAUCCGCAGGUGGGUGCCGGAGUUGAAGGAGCUGGAUAACAAGCAGAUUCACGACCCAUACAAUCGCGGCGCGGGGGACAAGGCGAAGAAGGCCGGCUACCCGAAGCCGAUUGUCGAACACAGUGAAUGCCGGGCACGGGCUCUGGCUGCCUACAAAGCGGCCGUGGCGUAG
Molecule: messenger RNA, 1767 nt
Organism: Cordyceps fumosorosea ARSEF 2679
Lineage: Eukaryota; Fungi; Ascomycota; Sordariomycetes; Hypocreales; Cordycipitaceae
Product: DNA photolyase, FAD-binding/Cryptochrome
Exons: 2
Coding region: 1-1767 (588 amino acids)
Biological process (GO): entrainment of circadian clock by photoperiod; circadian regulation of gene expression
Cellular component (GO): cytoplasm; nucleus
Molecular function (GO): FAD binding; DNA binding
Source: RefSeq, a predicted model, not a curated record